Molecule: messenger RNA, 1155 nt
Organism: Leopardus geoffroyi (Geoffroy's cat)
Lineage: Eukaryota; Metazoa; Chordata; Mammalia; Carnivora; Felidae
Gene: MPHOSPH6
Product: M-phase phosphoprotein 6
Exons: 5
Coding region: 85-570 (161 amino acids)
Biological process (GO): maturation of 5.8S rRNA
Source: RefSeq, a predicted model, not a curated record
CGUAAGACGGCGCCGCGACGCAGGCAGCAGUGCGCGUGCGCGGCGGAGGCAGGUGGUGGCCCGCGGCCCGGAGCAGGAGCCAACAUGGCGGCGGAGCGCAAGACGAAGUUGUCCAAGAACCUGCUGCGCAUGAAGUUCAUGCAAAGGGGACUGGACUCAGAGACCAAGAGACAACUAGAAGAGGAAGAAAAGAAAAUCAUUAGUGAAGAGCACUGGUAUUUGGAUUUGCCAGAGCUUAAAGAAAAGGAGUGUUUCAUAAUAGAAGAGCAGAGCUUCUUGUUAUGUGAAGACCUUCUCUAUGGAAGAAUGUCAUUCAGAGGAUUUAAUCCUGAGGUUGAGAAAUUAAUGCUUCAGAUGAACUCCAAGAACAAAACAGAGGAAGUUGAAGGUGAAACAGUGGAGCUCGAUGUAUCAGAUGAAGAAAUGGCUAGAAGAUAUGAAACCUUGGUGGGGACAAUUGGAAAAAAGUUUGCCAAAAAAAGAGACCGGGUCAACUAUGAAGAAGAUGAAAAUGGACACAUAAAACCAACAGUUAAAGUAAAGAAGAUGUUCUUAAAGCCCCAGGAUUGAAGUGGAUGCUUUAAGACAGAGCUCAGGGGUGCCUCAUGAGGGUUAGUGUAUUGUGGAACUCAUUCUGAUGGCUUCUCUGUAGUUAUUCAAACUGUGAUGUUUACAUGUAAAGAGGUGGAUAAUUUUGGAAACAUGCCAUUUUUGAAACAGAUAUGUGGUGGAUGUUAUACAUCCUUUGCUUCAUGGUGUUCAUCAAGAAUGGAUUUUUAGCCUUCGAAUUUCAAAUGUACAUAGGGAUGUGGCUGCUUCCUAAAGACUUUGUGACUUCAGAUUUUUUUUUUAAUGGAGCUCUCUUGUCACUGACCUUGAAUUGGCACGUAUAAAUUAAACCAGUGUUUAAGUUGCCCUUAUGUUUCUAUUUUACUUUAAAUUAUGAAUCAUGCCAAGCCAAUGUAUACAUAUAUUCUGGAAUCACACAUAAUGAGGGUUUAUUAUGUAUAGAUUCAUCAAGAGCAAACGUGCCUCUCCAGCCUACAGUACUUGCAUGCUACCGAGUCAUUGUUGGUUUGUGGAAUUACUGGUUUUUGUUUAAAGCUUUUACUUAAUAAAAAAAAAUUAUUCUCUAAUAAAUUAAGUUUUCAUAUA